Messenger RNA from Coffea eugenioides, 3285 nucleotides. RefSeq names its product pentatricopeptide repeat-containing protein At5g64320, mitochondrial. Bases 321 to 2186 code for a protein of 621 amino acids. The record is from RefSeq and is a predicted model, not a curated record. NCBI's taxonomy places the organism in Eukaryota, Viridiplantae, Streptophyta, Magnoliopsida, Gentianales, Rubiaceae. Gene Ontology annotation, molecular function: protein binding. The transcript is spliced from 5 exons.
UGCCAUCUCCGCCCUCGAGUCUGCCUUUCGUCCUCCUUUGCUCCCGCUCCUCUCCAAAUUCCACCACCACCAGCCGCCGUGCAUAUGAUGUGAAAGCCUCCUCGUCCUCUUUGCCCUUUUAAUUUUCCUUCUCCUUCUCUUGAAUCACUGCCACCCAAUUGCUGUUUAGUGAAGGGUCUUCAAAGAGAGAAUUUUGGGUUAAAGGUUGAUUUGUUAUGGCUGUCUUUCUGUGCAAUUCCCAAGUCGAUUUCAAUAGCUGAAUUGGAAAGGUGAGUUCUGAAAUUUCUCAUUCGACCACCACUCAGCAUCCACUUAGUAUUAUGCUAAAAAGAUCAAAGCAUUUGCCUCAUCCUUGUCGAAAAACCCAAUCUUUACCCUUCAAGAAUGUAGUUUCUGCAAUUUUGAUUAGUGGGAUUUGCAGUAAUAGUACCAAUAAUAUUGCCAAAGCUGCUGCUUCAGAAUCUGAAAAUGAAUGGGAAAGUUUGCUCAAACCAUUUGACCUCAAACAGCUUAAGAAAGUACUCAGUAAAAUUACCCCUUAUCAGCUUAGCAAGUUUCUGGCUCUUCCUUUGGAUGUGCCCACAUCCUUGGAGCUAUUUCGGAAGGCUAGUGCCCAGAAAGGCUAUUGUCACACUUUUGAUGUGUACUAUACUUUGAUUGAUAAACUUGGUGCUGCUAAGGAGUUUAAGGCUUUAGAUAAACUGUUAUUGCAGAUGAAGGAGGAUGGGAUAGUUUUCAGGGAGUCCCUCUUCAUUAUGAUCAUGAAGCAUUACGGUAGAGCUGGUUUACCUGGUCAAGCCACUAGGUUGCUUUUGGAUAUGAGGAAGAUAUUUUCUUGCGAACCAACGUUUAAAUCGUAUAGUGCUGUGUUGGGAAUUCUAGUGGAUGGUAAUUGUCCUAAAGUUGCUGUUAAUGUCUUUUAUGAAAUGCUUAACAAAGGUGUCUCCCCUAGCGUUUCAUGUUUCGCCAGAGUAAUAAAAGCGCUAUGCAUGAUUAAUGAAGUGGAUUCUGGGUGUUCACUUCUGAGAGACAUGACGAAACAUGGGUGUGUGCCCAAUUCUAUAGUUUACCAGACAUUGAUUCAUGCACUUUCCAAGGCCAAUAGAGUAGGUGAUGCCUUGAGGCUUUUGGAGGAGAUGUUUCUUAUGGGCUGUAUACCAGAUACCAAUACUUUCAAUGAUGUUGUAACUGGCCUUUGCCAUUCCAGUCGAAUUCAUGAGGCUGCCAAAUUGGUUGAUCGAAUGCUUGCUCGGGGUUUUGCCCCUGAUGCUAUAACGUAUGGAGUUUUGAUGCAUGGUUUUUGCAGAACAGAUCAAAUAGAUGAAGCCAGGGCCCUGCUAUACAGAGUACCCAAUCCCAAUAUUGUUCUGUUUAACAUUUUGAUCAAGGGAUUUGUGACCUCUGGUCGUUUUGAUGAAGCAACAGCUCUUAUCAGGGAGGGCCUGAUGAAUGUUGGCUUGCAGCCGGAUAUUUAUACAUAUAACAUCUUGAUUCAUGGCCUUUGCCAAAAGGGUUGUUUGGUGUCAGCUUGUGAAGUUCUUGAGGAGAUGUCAAUCAAGGGUUGUAAGCCCAAUGUGAUCACAUAUACUAUUCUGAUUGGGGGAUACUGUAAUGAAGGACGUUUAGAGGAGGCUAAUGAACUUUUGAUUGAGAUGUCAUCGCAAGGUCUUAGUUUAAAUGUAGUCGGAUAUAACUGUCUUGUCUCUGCUUUGUGCAAGGAUGGAAAGAUCCAGGAGGCAUUAGAAACUUUUGGUGAUAUGUCAAGAAAUGGAUAUAAACCAGAUAUAUUUACAUUCAACUCUUUAAUAUUUGGGUUUUGCGUGGUUGAUAAGAUGGAAGAGGCACUUAGCAUGUAUCGUGAUAUGUUGCUUGAGGGGGUUAUUGCCAAUACUGUUACCUACAACACAUUGAUACAUGCUUUCCUGAAAAAAGGUGCAAUCCACGAGGCCCUUAAGCUUGUAAAUGAUAUGUUGUUUAGAGGAUGUGCCCCUGAUGAGUACACAUAUAGUAGCCUUCUACAUGCACUGUGCAAAGAUGGUGCUGUUGAGAAAGCAUUGGGACUUUUUGAGGAAAUUUUGAGAAAGGGAGUCUAUCCUAAUAACAUAUCCUGCAACAUUUUAAUCAAUGGCUUGUGCAAAAUUGGCAAGGGUUCGAAACCUGCACUUCUUCAAAUUAUAACUAUAUAAAAAGCAUCAUGGUUUGCUACCAUAGCAUGGACUGAUUAUACGUGAGUGGCCGGUGCAAGAAGGUCUGUUGGAACUGCUGACUGAUUGCUGCUUUUGAGAGAGCUUGCUUACCAGAUCAGUUAGGCCAAAGAGUUUUGUGCGAACUACAGAUUCUGGAGAUUUACCCGGAUACUUAAACUCUGUGACUCAGUUAGAGACAUGAUGAAGAAUCCACUGUGUUUGGUCCAGUUCCACAGUUUCCACUUUCUGCCCCACUCUAUCCAUCGUCAACUAUUAUCCAUCAAUCACUGACGAACAAACUGUUUAAAGUUCCUCGCCUAAUUCUCCACAAAGCUUUCAGAUCGCAAAUCCUCCUCUUCUUGCAUUCGUAACUGAUAUGGAGGCCGGGGAACCUAGUGGAUCGGGACCUGAACCGAGACCUCUGAGUGCAGGGGGCCCGGUGAACCAGGUUUUACGCCGGCGUGUGCUUCGAUAUCAGAAAAGGUUUGGGGGGCCGUAUACGUUGUGCUCACCUUUUUGCCAAAUGGACCGGCCAUGUGAGUGUCGAUACAUAUUCGGUUAUCCCGAAGAGGUCGUCCUAGCAGUGGACGACGAGCGACGUCGCCUGAGGAAGGCGGCUGAUCGUUUGGCUAGACAGCUGGAGGAGGUUAGAGAAAUUGCCCACGAGCAGGCUAUGCACAUUAGGGAUUUGGAGCAGGGCCUCCGAGUUGAGGUGGAAAGGACGGACGCUAUUCGUCGUCAGCUCUAUGACACACACCAGCACCUCUUCGCUAUGAAGGGGCAACUGAGGGAGAGGGCUCGGGUAUCAUGCUGGACUGUGAUGUCCUGUUAGAUGUGGCCGCGGAGGCACUACCACGAGCUACCGGCCCAGAGCUAAUGGACGAGAUGAACACUUUUGGUUCCGUUGGGGAUUGGGGCCAUAGGGAAGGCGCGUAGGGCCGUUGUUGGGAUUUCCUUUUGACUAUCUGGCAUGUUUGUUUUUGUUAUAACCAGUAUGCCUGGUUUCUUUUGUUAUCUGAUGGUUGACUAUAUUUUUGGAGCCGAAGUGCUCAUGUAAAUAAUGGGUUUUGUACCGACUGGAUGUCGGAUAACUUGUAUA